GUUUCCUGUCCCAAACUGGAAGUGAUUUAUUUUUGUUUCUCCAUAGAAGUGAGAGUUUUUAUCCAGUAGGUAGGCAGGUAACCAGGCGCUCACUUCAAGUGUUAUGUCCAGAGGUUCCCCCCUUUAAAGACUGUGUUUCUAGUAAUGUCCCCCUCUUGGUUAGGACAUGAUGUUAGGGUACAAGUUUGCUGAACAACGGAUUGUUCUGUCAACAUGUCGUGUCAAACAGAGACGCCCUCUGGUUGGCACACGUAACUUUUGUAACAGUUAAUGUUUUACAACAACGUUAUUGCAUCGGCCUGUACGUUAGUCUGCUGCUGUUGGUUCGAGCACAGCUUGUAAGGAGGACAAAGUAAGUCAUGUCUUUGAUUUAGCUCAUUUUAAUAUUCUGCAGUAUUAAACAGUUGACUGACAUAUCUAAGCUAAAAAGGACAAAAUGCAUAUACUAGUCCUUAAUCUAUGCAUUUGCUUUUCAUUUACCAUAGAAAAAAAGAGAAAUUGCUAUGUUGAAAUUGCAGCUCCCCUUCUUGCAGCUUCUUUCCCAGCCCUUGUAGCAGGAUGCCUGUGGUUCCCAAAGUGACACUGCCUGGGGGUCUGGAGAUCUGUCGGGUCCUGAAUGGGAUGUGGCAGGUGUCUGGUAAGCACGGGGCAGUGGAUCGAGCCAAAGCAGUUGAGGCCAUGCAGGCCUAUGUAGAUGCUGGUCUGACCACAUUCGACAUGGCAGACAUUUAUGGGCCUGCAGAGGAAAUAUUUGGGCAGUUCAACAGCAAGCUGAAGUCCUCUGGAGAUGCUGCACCAGCUGUGCAGAGUCUGACCAAAUACGUUCCACAACCAGGACCAAUGGACCGCAAGGUGGUGGAGAAGGCAAUACAGCUCUCCAUGACUCGGAUGCAGGUGGACAGUCUGGACUGUGUUCAGUUUCACUGGUGGGACUAUAGCGACAAGAGAUACCUGGAGGCACUGGGACACCUGUUUGAUAUGCAACAGGAGGGACUCAUACGUGAGCUUUCCCUCACUAACUUCGACACACAGAGACUGGAGGAGAUCAGCAACAGAGGCAUCCGCAUUUCCAGCAACCAGGUUCAGUACUCUGUGAUUGACCAGCGACCUGCAGUGAAGAUGGAACAGUUCUGUCUGGCCAAUGACAUCCAGCUCCUCACUUAUGGCACUCUGGCUGGCGGUCUGCUCACAGAGCGCUAUCUGGGCAAGGCGGAGCCAAACUCCAAGGCGGAGCUCUAUACUGCCUCCCUCUCAAGCUACAAGGAGAUGAUCGACACUUGGGGUGGCUGGAGCCUUUUCCAGGACCUACUUGCUACUUUGGAGGCUGUUGCCAGGAGACACAACUGCCCCAUGGCCUGUGUCGCAACGCGUUACGUGCUGGACCGCCCUGCAGUGGGCGGGGUCAUUGUGGGCUGCAGGCUAGGUGUCGCAAAUGCGGGGCAGCACAUCGGUGACAGUCUGCAUAGCUGCAGCCCUGACCUGAAGUUGACAGCGGAGGAUCUUGCUGCUAUCAAAGCUGUGACACAGCGCUCCAGGGACCUCAUGGUGUGGAUUGGGGACUGCGGUGAUGAGUACAGGAGCUAAAGGCAGAAGGGGUGAGGAAUAGAGGCAGAGUAAAGGGAAACAUGCAGCAGUCACACAUGCAACAGAAUAAAAUGCAGCUGCUGCUGAAAAUCAUUUCAAUCCUCCAUUUCAUUUUUAAUUGAAUCAAAUUAGUUUUUGCAUAAAGUCUGUAGCUCUUCCUCUGUUACACACUAUAAAGAACCAACAGCAAAUUGUAACUCACCUGUUCCUGUGCUUUUGGAGGAGGGAGAGAAGCUUCUUAGUCAGGCAUGAACACAGCUGCAGCGA
Monopterus albus (swamp eel) is the source of this 1851-nucleotide messenger RNA. RefSeq lists its product as uncharacterized. Bases 559 to 1584 code for a protein of 341 amino acids. The record is from RefSeq and is a predicted model, not a curated record. The transcript is spliced from 7 exons. NCBI's taxonomy places the organism in Eukaryota, Metazoa, Chordata, Actinopteri, Synbranchiformes, Synbranchidae.